AAACAGCGACUUGUAAUUGUUUUCGUUGUGGAUUAGACAUAACUAGUUUUCUACGAGUAAAUCUGUGACUUUCAUAUAGCCGACAGUAUAUAGUAUAUUGACAUCGUUAUGACCUGCUUCUUUUGAAAAGAAUUUUAAGAUUUUGAAAACUUGUCUUCCCCACUCCCUUUUUUAUCAGGAGACUCGACUAUUGAUUUAACAUAGUGUAAAUAUCAAAGUCACUAUGACACAUAUGCAGUGAGAGCUAAAGUAAUACAAUUGUAGAAAAAUUGCUUUAAGUAAUAUAAUACCUUGUUCGUAAAAAUUACUUUGUCUAGAUUUCAAUUUUCAACUAUUAGAACCAGUUUUAUUUUAGACUGUCCUGGUUACAACUAACACAUUGAAAUGUUGUUUGGAAAUUAAUAUGCGAGUUAUUUAUUUUAUCAGGACUUCACCAAGUAAUGACGUGUCAAAGUAUGUCAACUGAUAAGCGAUGAUUUAUCAAAUUUGCUUACUGAAUAGUCAUAUGUCUAUAUUUUUUUUCUAAGUUGAUAGACAUGUGAUCUAUAUUUCGAUCAAUAUUUCGUGGAGGAAAUCUUACCCAAAUUGUUCGCAUUAAUUAAAACAUCUGAGAAAGUUAUAAUGAGUCCUGAAGAGAUAAGAACGGAGUUAGAAAAUAAUCGCUCUUUGGUAUAUGACAGAGAUGGCAACUUUACGGAUCUUUAUUAUUAUAAAGGAAUCCCCCUACCAGUAGUUCCGACCAUACCAUCAGUGAUAUCAACCAUUCAGAAUUUUCCUCUAAGAGAUAAUGACAUUUUCAUCUGCGCCUAUCCUACUGCUGGUACACAUUGGAUAUGGGAAGCAACUAAUAUGAUCGUCAGAGGGAAAGCCGAGAGGAUUCCAAGAGUUAAAGAAGAGUACAUGGUGGAUUUUAUAGAAUCUGAAAAAUUUGAAUCAUUAGAAUCUCCGCGAGUGUUGAAUUCCCAUUUUUAUCCAAGUUUUCUUCCUGAAAAGUUAUUGAAGGAAAAUAAAAUCAUCUUUGUUGCACGUAAUCCUAAGGCAGUGGCUGUCUCCUACUACAGACACACUUUCGGCAUAACAGAAACUCAUUACAAUGGAAAUUUCCCUAGCUUUUUUGAGAUGUUUAUGAAAGGCGAUGUUCCUACAGGUGAUUAUUUUAAAUACACAAAACAGUGGUGGUCAGUAAUAAAAGAUAAGCCGAAUGCUCUGAUAGUAACAUAUGAAGACGCUUCAGAGGAUUUUCAAAAGGUUGUUUUAACCAUAGCGGAAUUUCUUGACAAGAAGAUUUCAGACCAACUUGCUCUGGAAAUUGCAGAUAUGUGUUCGUUUGACAAAAUGAAAAAAGAAAAGAAAGUAGUUAAAGAAGGUCUACUGCAAAUUACGUUUAAGGAAAAUUGUAGUUUUUAUAGGUCUGGAAAAGUUUCCACUUGGAAGGAAUGGUUAACUGUGGACCAAAGUGAACGACUGGAUGCACGGAUACAGUCUGAACUCAUUGAUCAAGAAAUCAUUUUGAAUAUUUAAGAAUCUUCCUCUCACAAAGACACUACUUACUACUACUACUACUACUACCACUACCAACAACAGUAAUAAAGCAUCAAAGCAAAUAAACCAGAUAUUGUUGUGAAAGGCCAAAAGAA
Molecule: messenger RNA, 1637 nt
Organism: Octopus bimaculoides (California two-spot octopus)
Lineage: Eukaryota; Metazoa; Mollusca; Cephalopoda; Octopoda; Octopodidae
Product: sulfotransferase 1E1
Molecular function (GO): sulfotransferase activity
Source: RefSeq, a predicted model, not a curated record